GUGUUCCAGGCCGAAGGAGCAGUCAAAAAAAAGGGUGAUGGGGCAAGCGGGAAAGAGCCUGACGUGGGAGAGGACCAGGACAUGGUAACUGAACAGUGAGUGAGGGACAGAGACCCGUGGACGCCCCCACAGUGCCUCCUCACCUUCAGAGCGGGUGUUCUCCAUGCCCCUGCCCAGGAAGGCCCCUCUCAACACUCCUGGCACCCCGGUCCUUGAAGACUUUCCUCAGAAUGAUGACGAAAAGGAGCGACUGCAGCGGAGACGCUCCAGGGUCUUUGACCUACAGUUCAGCACAGACUCACCUCAUUUGCUGGCCUCCCCCUCCAGUAGGAAUAUUGAUAUUUCAGCUGCGAUUCCUAAAUUUACAAACACACAGAUUACUGAGCAUUAUUCCACUUGUAUCAAACUGUCCACUGAAAAUAAAAUUACUACCAAGAAUGCUUUUGGCUUGCACUUGAUUGAUUUUAUGUCAGAGAUUCUUAAACAGAAAGAUGCCGAACCAACCAACUUUAAAGUGGCUGCUGGAACUCUGGAUGCCAGCACCAAGAUCUAUGCUGUGCGUGUGGAUGCCGUACAUGCUGAUGUAUACAGAGUCCUUGGGGGGCUGGGCAAAGAAGCACCAUCUCCAGAAGAAGCAGAGAGCCACGGUGCAGAUGGAAGUCCAGCCGAAACAGAAACAGCCAAAAAGGCUCCAAAGCCAAGGAAGAAGCACUCGUACAAAACCAUCGAGCAGAAUAUAAACAACCUCAACAUGUCUGAAGCAGAUCGAAAGUGUGAGAUUGACCCCAUGUUCCAGAAGACGGCGGCCUCAUUUGACGAGUGCAGCACAGCAGGGGUAUUUCUCUCCACGCUCCACUGCCGCGACUACACAAGCGAGCUGCUCUUUCCCUCCGACGUCCACACUCUCUCCACUGGAGAGCCCCUUGAGCUGCCGGAUUUAGGUUGGGUGGAAAUGAGUGAUUUAAAAGCGCCCUUGCAGCAGUGUGUGGAAGAUCGCCAGAUCUGCCCUUCCCUGGCCGGGUUCCAGUUCACUAAAUGGGACAGUGAAACACAUAAUGAGUCGGUGUCAGCCCUGGUGGACAAGUUUAAGAAGAACGACCAAGUAUUUGACAUCAAUGCCGAGGUGGAAGAGAGUGACUGUGGAGACUUCGCUGAUGGGCCCCUGGAGGAUGACUUCGAUGCCACUGAUGAACAGGACUGCACUGCAGCUGGGGAUCACACAGAGUUCAGGAACUGGAAGGAGCCGUGCCACGUCCAAAGCUGCCAAGAAGAGAUGAUUCCCCUCGGGGAUGGAGACAUCUGGACCAUGUGUCCCCUUCUAUCCAUGAAACCUGGAGAGUAUUCCUAUUUCAGUCCCCGUACCAUGUCGAUGUGGGCUGGCCCGGAUCACUGGCGCUUUAGACCCCGACACAAACAAGGUGCUACCUCACACUCAGAGAACAGAAAGAAGAGCACAAAGAAGGAUUUUGAAAUAGACUUUGACGAUGAUAUUGACUUUGAUGUAUAUUUUCGAAAAACAAAGGCUGCUACUAUUCUGACCAAGUCCACUCUGGAGAACCAGAAUUGGAGAGCCACCACUCUUCCUACAGACUUUCACUAUGAGACUGAAAAUCUUGUCCAGCUGCACCUCAAACCAGGCACCAGGUUACUUAAGAUGGCCCAAGGCCAGAAGGCAGGGACCGAGCAUUAUGAAGAAAUUGAAGACUACAAUUACAACAACCCCAACGACACCUCCAACUUCUGUCCUGGGUUACAGGCUGCUGACAGUGAUUAUGAAGAGUCAGAUGACUUAUUUGUGGGACCAGUUGGGACCUCUGACCUUACACCUCAUUCUGGCCAGCCGCCUACAACAACACAAGACAACAGUGACGUGCCUCAAGUCCAGGGAUUAGACAUCACCACUUACGGGGAGUCAAAUCUGGUAGCUGAGCCUCAGAAGGUGAAUAAAAUUGAAAUUCAAUAUGCUAAGACUGCCAAGAAGAUGGACAUGAAGAAGUUGAAGCAGAGCAUGUGGAGUCUGCUGACAGAAACCCCCAAGCAGGUGGGCGCAGAGGCCAACCACAGUGAGAAUGGACAAGCAGGGGAUGCAGUGGGGGUGGCUGACAAGAAGAUGCUCAGCGGGCUGACAAAGGACCUGCAGAAGAGCCUGCCUCCCCUCAUGGCUCAGAACCUCUCUAUACCUCUGGCCUUUGCGUGUCUCCUACAUUUGGCCAAUGAAAAGAACCUAAAGCUGGAAGGAACCGAGGAUCUUUCUGAUGUGCUCGUGGGGCAAGGAGACUGAGUUUACGGGGAGAAGUCCUCGCUUCUUCAGUGACCAGCACAUCUACACUCGGUGCUACGAUGCUGUGGGCUUGUGGCGAGGCUGCGGCCAGCCACCAGAGUACCUACUUCUCUUUUGCUCUUCCUGUCUCCUUCACCAUCUGGGAACCCUGAAGCUCUGUCCUUGAUAAAAAUUUUCUGCUCUGUGGUGAGGAGGAGGGAGGAGACGGGGAGGAUACCAUUUGUGAUUAUGGAAACUGUGUCCAUCCUUUGUAUCCAUGUAUAGUUUGUCUCCUAAAUUGCUCUGUUGUUUUCCAUACUUCACUCUUGUAGAAAAGAAUUCCCCAGUAGGCACUUGUCCUUUAACAGCUACCAAAUCCAUGUAUAUAAAAUACAUCAUAUAUGUGCUUAAAAAUGUAUAUA
This is a messenger RNA of Camelus dromedarius (Arabian camel), 2682 nucleotides long. It is a transcript of the gene NCAPH, whose product is annotated as non-SMC condensin I complex subunit H. Gene Ontology annotation, cellular component: condensin complex. Gene Ontology annotation, molecular function: chromatin binding. The transcript is spliced from 18 exons. The record is from RefSeq and is a predicted model, not a curated record. Lineage: Eukaryota; Metazoa; Chordata; Mammalia; Artiodactyla; Camelidae. The coding region runs from base 164 to 2281 and encodes 705 amino acids. Gene Ontology annotation, biological process: mitotic chromosome condensation.